GAGAGGAAGAGAGAGAGAAGGAGAGAGAGAGGAAGAGAGAUAGCGAGAGAGAGAGUGUGUAUAUCCCUACAGGCCUGAGAGUAGUGCACACUGCCCCCUGCUGUUACUAUGAGCACAUUGCCUUGCAAAAAAACCGACCAGUCAAACAGGCACAAAGCCAAGCCAGUACCGCUCACUGCUGAGCACAACUCUGUCUAGACGCACGCUGGAGGACACUUCUGCGCCCAGGAUGAAGCUGACUUUAAGCACUCUGGCGGCCUUUGUGGCCUCUUUUGGGGUCCUCAGCUUUGUUUGCCUGGUUCUUGCCAUUGGAACUGAUUUUUGGUACAUCAUUGACACCUCGAAGAGGGAGAACAACUCCUCUGUGUCACUGAGCUCACAUUCAGGACUGUGGAGGACUUGCAACCUUCAUAACCAGUGCUGGCCGUUUAUGAACCCGUUUAGGAAUGGAAGAAACUUCACAGAUUCACAGAGGCAGAUACUGAACAUGCAGGGGGCGUUCAUGGUGCUGCUGCCCCUCAGUGUGAUCGUGUUGUUUGUCGGGGGGAUGCUGGGGGUCAUGAGCAUGUUGGCCCGGGCCCACCCGCUGCUGCUAGCGACCGGACUGCUGCUGAUGUGUGGCACUGUCUUCACGCUGGCUGGGCUUUGCGUGUACGUGGCCUACUCUGCGGCAGCCUUCAAAGAAGCCGUGUGCAUCUCUGGACAAAAAACUCUGGAGGACAUCAACAUAUACUUCGGCUGGUCUCUGGUCCUCGCUGCCAUCUCCUUCAUCAGCGAGCUCCUCACAGCCACCGCUUUCCUGGUGGCCUCGGCGCGUUUGGGUCAGCUCACACAACAAGACGAAGACAGCUGUCCGGGAGAGUGAGAAACGCUGGAGAAACCAGACUAAAUCCAUGUUAAAGCACAUCCGCUUUCAGACCAGAGCAGCUUUUCAACAGGUUUUUACUGUUUACAUCUGAUUGUACAGUUAAUCCUCUCCACACGGUCAGAGGUGAGGCGUUCUGCUCGUGUUGUUGUAUCUAAAAACAGCACUUUUUAUCACCAUACCUGCAUCGGUCUACUGGCCAACUGUAACAACAACGGUCACUGUUUAAGCUGCUGGAACUACAUUCUUGGUGGAAAACGUUGUAAAUAUUAAGAACAUACAUUUGAAACUGAGCUUCUUUGCUGUUCUGUCAUUACUUUUGUAUAAAAGCUGUUAUGUAAACACAAAAGAACACUUGAGGUUCUUUGUUAUGGCAAAUAACAUCACAGCUGGGUGAUGUGAGCAAACGGCCAAGCUUCUCGUGUUCUGUAGACCGCUGUAUAACAUUCAUUCUUUCAUUCUUUGAUCAGGACGUUGUUACUCCUAUACGUCUUUACAUAGAAAACAGCUGUUUGCUGCUAUUUUCAUGUUUAAAAUGUCAUAUAUCUCACCUUUAAUAUAGAUACAGGACAUAAUAUUUAAAAAAACAUAAGAAAACAGAGAAACUUUAAGAACAGAACAAUGGAGGCAGUUGUGCCUCAAUAAAGGCUGUAUGGAA
This is a messenger RNA of Pygocentrus nattereri (red-bellied piranha), 1523 nucleotides long. Its product is annotated as transmembrane protein 114. NCBI's taxonomy places the organism in Eukaryota, Metazoa, Chordata, Actinopteri, Characiformes, Serrasalmidae. The transcript has 4 exons. The record is from RefSeq and is a predicted model, not a curated record. The coding region runs from base 230 to 865 and encodes 211 amino acids. Gene Ontology annotation, cellular component: apical plasma membrane.